UUCAGCUAGAGAAAACAACACAGAUUGCAGCGUCUCACUUGCCCGAGAGAGCGAUUGUAACAAGUCUCACGAUUAACUACGAGACUUUGCAUCUCCCAAAUUUGAGCUGGACCAAAGAGCGACAUCCGAUGGGGAGAUGCUACACUGAUGCUCAGGUCAAGAGAGAAGUCCUACACAUGGAUGAACCAGGAGAGGAGGGAGCACAUCACAACACGCCUGUCAUAGAAAGCAGCUCUGCUGGGUACCCGCUCCAACGCUCACCAGAGGACCGGCUCUACUGCCACCGACAUGGAGAAGCGUUGCUCAGAGUGCCCUGAGCCAAGGCUUGCCCAGAGUCUCUGCACCUUCUGCAACAAGUGGCUCUGCUACCAAUGCACAGACAUGCACCAGCACCAGAGAGGCGCAUCCCAGUGUCCAGACCUCCACCCACACCCAACACGACCCAUUCCCGCCCCCCAGUGUCCAGGCCCCGACCUCCACCAGAGGGGCUCCCAGCCCCCACCUGAUCCAGGGGAGCACCACUCUCUGCCAGGGUCUGGCUCUUGUCCUCGCUCCCUCCUCAUGUGCCAGUCUCACAGACAGGAGCCCUUGGAACUGUUCUGUGAGUCGUGUGACCUUCUGUGCUGCAGCAGCUGUCACCUGUCCUCUCACAAGAACCACAGGUUGGUGCAUGUUGGGAAGGCCUUGCAGGACCAGCAGUGGCUGUUUGAGAGUCUGAUGGCCCAGGUGGAAGAGAGGAGGGCUGCAGUCGAGAACUCAGCCAAGCAGAUAGAAGACAGGCUGCACAGUGUAAAGAUCACACAGAGGAAGGCAGAGAACCAGAUUAAAAUGGCAAAGAUGAUUAUGAUGAAUGAGCUGAACAAACGGGCCAACCUAUUAAUAGAGCAACUGGAGAAGGUCUCGGAGGACUUCCAGCGGCGUCUGGAGGACCAACUGCAGGGGGCGAUAGAGAUGUGCGGCCAGCUGGAUCACGUGCAGAACUUUGUAACCUGGGCAACGGCUCACCACCGCAGGAACCCCCUGCUCUUCAGCAGAGAGCUGAUUUCUCUUCAGAUGCAGCGCCUGUUGGAGCCCACACAUCACCCAGACGCCUGGGUCCCUGUCAAGAUCAAGUUCAACUGGGAUGCCAGCCACUGGACCAAGCAGAUGUCAUCGUUAGGUCAGCUGUCCGUUGAGGGAGGCAGUCGCUCCUACUCUGAGGGUGUGGCCUGUCCCAGUAUUCUUAGGCCUCAGCCUAUCACCUGCAUGGCCCUGCCCCCUGUGUGUCGCAGUGGGCGUGACCAGGGCUGUGCCUACCAGACCUGUUACCAGCCCCAGAUGUGCUGCCUCCACUGCCUCCCCCCCCAGCCUGCCCCGCAGCCGGAGAAACCCCAGCGAGAGGCCGGCCUCUACCCUGCCAGGUGUGCCCAGUCCACCCUCAGCAGCCCCCCGCUGCUCCAGAGGUGCUGGGGUCCUGACAGCCCCCCCUCCAUGCCUCCCUCCUCGCUGCAGUGCCCCCCUCCAUCGGCUGCAUCCCCUCCCUCGACCACAGAGCCUGCAGCUCAGCUCAGCUCCAGGCAUGUCUCCCCGGCCCCGUCCCCUUCCACUGUGCCACAGUCGGACUCCCCCCAGCCUUUGACGGAGCAUCCUCCAGACCGCCAGGCCCAGACCCGGGUUCAAACCCAGCCCAAGACUCAGGCACCUGCAGAGGGCACCAGGGAGGUGCCCUCUGCAGAGAAAGCCAGCAGAGGCGAGCUCCACAGCCUGCCAGCAGGCGGGGAUAGAGAGCUGAUGGUGGAGGAGAACCAGGAGGAGAGCAGGGAGCAGGCAGCUGGACUCCCAGGGCUGGGAAGAGAGCCUGGGGUCCAGGCUCCCCCAGAGAGACAGCAGGCUGGGCUGCAGGAGCCCAGACCUCCACUGCAGCCCAGAGCCUACAGGACACACCUGGAGAGAGAUGGCAGGAGAUCCACGUCACUGGAGAUGUCAGUGCUGAUGGCCCAUGGGUCCGGGGCUAAUAUUCAGAGCAGACCAGGAUCCGGCCCCGGCCCCAGCCCCGGCCCCAGCCUCAGCCCCAGCCUCAGCCCCAGCCUCAGCUCGGUGUGUGGGAAGAGGAAGAUCCGCUCCCAGAGCACCCCGGCAGAUCUGUCAGGCCGCUCCAGCACCCUCUCCACAGACAGGCCUCUGGGGUCCACCCACGGGCCGCUAACGUCAACAGCAGAUCGGGCACGCCUGUCGGACCAGGUACUCCCUUUCAUGAUGUUUGGGUAUGAGGACCCCAGACCAAGUAGGGUGUCAGAUGGAGUAAUCCGCUCUGUUGGAAAGGAAACUGGCCGAGGCCCGCCCCUCUCCAGAGGCCAGCCUCCCCUGCGCCUGUCCCCUCUGACCUCCUACAAGACGGAGCCAGAUAAUGUGUGUGUCUAUGCCAAUGAAGAGACCGGAUAUGAGAUCAAAGAAAAAUACAGGAUAUCAAGGAGAAGCCUAGAUAGCAGAAGUGAGCAGGAAGCCCAGAGGGAUUCUGGGAGCCCGAAGGUUCCGGUGGUGUGCUUGGAACGGCUCAAAGUCCUGGUGUCACGACUCCCACCACAGGGGAGGCGCCAGAGUGACCCUCUCCCUGCUAGUGGCAUGGAGAGUAGUGGCCCUGCCCUGGCUCCGAGGGCGUGGAGGGAGCGCCUGGCCCAGGGAAUGUCCAAGCGAGGGCCCAUGAGGGCCAACCUGUCCCUUCUAACCCCACCUUACACCCUGAACCACAUCUCCAGCCUGCCUCUCACACCCUCAGCCGCUGCUGCAUCCAGAGUGGCUGGGAGACGCAGUCCCACUCAUGAACAUCCAUCAACCCUGUCUACCGAUCCUGAACCCUCACCUCCACUGUGCCUCUCUCCUGACCUUGACACAGACUCAGACCCCAGGUCAGUCUCAGAGAUUGAAGCUGAUUCAGAGCCUGAUGCUGAUUCGGACCCACAGCCAGAAUCAGACCCACAGCCAGAGUCUUCCUCCGAGGCCGACCAGGAGUCCGUGGCUGGGGAGGACCUGGAGGCCGCUGGAGGGUCGGAGGCAGAUGGAGACUCUGAAGGAGCUGCGGGCUCAGGGCCCAGUGGAGAAUCUGAACCUGUUGAGAUGGGAGAGGAACUGGACGCCGAUGUCGAAACAGACGCCGAUGCCGAAUCCGACCUCCAGCUGGACCCUGAUCCUGGUCUCCAGUCUGAACCGCGUCCAGAAACAGAUUCCGAGGACAUGGAGUCUGACCUGCCCCCGGAGUCACAGAGCUCUGCAGAGUGUGGACCAGACCUGGGGUCACAGAGCUCUGCAGAAUGUGGACGAGAGCUGGAGUCAGAGAGCUCUGCAGAAUGUGGACCAGACCUGGAGUCAGACCCAGAGUCCUCCACAGCCGAUCCAGUCCCGCUAGGCUCCGGUCCGGCUCGGAAGUCCCCCCUGUGUCCAGGCCAGAGGGCCCAGGGUUCAGACCCUGCUUCUGAGGGGGCUGUGGAGGCCCUGCCUGGGGCUGAUCCAGAGGAGAUGGAGAGUGAGGACUUCUGUGCUGUGUGUCUGAUUGGGGGGGACCUGCUGUGCUGUGACCGCUGUCCCAAAGUCUUCCACCUGACCUGCCACGUCCCCUCUCUUCUCAGCUUCCCCACGGGGGACUGGAUGUGUACGCUGUGCAGAGACAUCCAGCAGCCAGAGGUGGAGUAUGACUGUGAGAACCAGAGGCUCUCCGGGGAACAGACAGGGAAGGCUGGACAGCAACACGGUCUGAAGGCAUCCGACCAGAGAAAAUGUGAGAGGCUCACUCUGUUGAUCUUCAGCAACAUCCUCAGUGCUCCCUUCCACGAGCCAGUUAGUCCGUUGGCUCGGCACUACUACCAGAUCAUCAAGCGGCCCAUGGACCUGUCUGUGAUCCGAGCCAAGCUGAGCAAGGGCAACACCCGUCACUACUACUCCCCAGAGGAGUUUGUAGCCGAUGUCUCCCUCAUGUUCAGGAACUGCGCCAAGUUCAACUAUCCGGACUCUGAGGUGGCCCAGGCAGGCAGCAGCCUGGAGUCUUUCUUCAGCUCCAAGCUGAGAGAGGUGUAUCCUGACAGGGCCUUCCCCGUCGCCGAGGAGGACUCCGACAGUGACGAGUAUGACGAGGUGGCCAGAAGCGCUGACGGCGGCUUCCCUUGGCCCGAGAGGAGGGAGCAGGGCCACAGGAAGAGGAAGAGGAGGCACUCUCUCAACUGGAGGAGGCACCACUUCUGAUUGGAAGACUGAGGCAACACCAAAACAAGCCUAUUAGACGAUGGUAUGAAUCUUUAGAUUAUUGCACUGGGGGUUUCCAUCAUCCAUUUGUUUGGGUAAGCAAAGUGUUUUUAUAGGGGAUUGUACAGUAUGAUUUUACAUUUUGUAAAAAACGACUUACACUUACUCCUAGAUAAGGAAUGUGUUAGUGUACAUGUAUUACUAUUACAGUUGUCAGACAUGUAUGCUUUUAUGAAUUGGAUUUCUGGUCUUUGAUGAAAUGUAUUUGUAGAUUUUGCCUAAAACUUCCACUAUAUCUUGCACUUGAGAAGUAUAAAAUCAAUAUUGGUAAAUGUUACUGCUAAGCCUAUUUAUACGUUAAACUAUAUAAUAUUUUAUUUUAUAUAUUUAUAUUGAGAAAACCAUUUUAGUGCCAUCAGUAAAUACAUAUUUAUCAAAUGUAUAUACAUGUUUUCCUGUCUGUCCCUGUACAGUCCACCCUUGCAGGCUCCUUAUUAAAUGGUAAUAAUGUUUUUGACUGAAAGAGGGCGCUCUUUCCUAAGUGCACAAACAGCACACAAGGAAAUGGUGAAGUUCAUAUUGAACAAGGGGACUACAACAGGAGUAUUGAAACAUGUGUUUAUUAUGCAUAAACAAUGCCAUUUACUGGAUUUAUCAAGUUAAAUGUGCUGUAAGAAGCUUAUCAUGGUUACAUGCUACUUUAGAUUUGCAUUUAUAUAUACCCAAUGAACUAUUUUUUGUUAAUGUGAUUAAGUUUAGGCAAUGUCAUUUUUCCAUACCAUGGCUGUCUCUCAUGUGGGCUUACGUAAUAUAAUUACUUAUUUAGUGCCCAUACACCAUUGCUACUUGUUGUGGCUAACACAUAGUGAAUACAGUUUGUACUAAUGUACUCCUUUAUUAUUUUCAUUAUGUAGACUUUACUGUACGUUUCUCUGAAUGAAAAAUUAUUUCUACUGGCUUUACUUCCUGCAAAUAAUAAUAACUGAAAUAUGUGCACUUUGUUUAAAACUCAAUUGAUGUUUUGCUUAUCAACCUGUAAUAUUUCUUGACUAAAGGUUGACGAUAUUAAUUCCCAAUGGUAUUUAAUUCUUUAAUUUUAGAUUUAUUACAAUGUGGGUCAGCUACUGAAGUAAAGACCCUUUCAUGAGAAAAUUCCAGAACAAAAGACACACUUCUACAAUUACUUCAUAUUCCUUUUCUAAUUGUUAUUCUGACCAAAAAUAAUUAUGAGCUCAUGGAAACGAUAAAAAUAUGUAUUUCAUCAUAACAGUCUUUUCAUUCAGAAUCUUCAGGCUUUGUAGUAUUAAGCUCGUAGAAAUAAGUUCUUGAGUUGGCCUGUGCUGCUGUCUGACAGUAUGGAGUUGUAUUCAGCAGCAGUCAGGGGCCAGACAGUCUGCAGAUUAGUCUAGACGGUUGGGGUGCCUGCAGACCUCACAAAGAUGCAGAAGAAGGCAAGACAGGGAUUUUACCAUUUGUCUGAACAAGACUUUCCCCCAAAAUAUUAAACAUACGGUGACAUGGAGGAACAUGUAUAUCUUAA
Messenger RNA from Osmerus eperlanus (European smelt), 5752 nucleotides. RefSeq names its product tripartite motif containing 66 (gene trim66). Gene Ontology annotation, cellular component: chromatin. The record is from RefSeq and is a predicted model, not a curated record. NCBI's taxonomy places the organism in Eukaryota, Metazoa, Chordata, Actinopteri, Osmeriformes, Osmeridae. The transcript is spliced from 19 exons. Bases 289 to 4212 code for a protein of 1307 amino acids. Gene Ontology annotation, molecular function: protein binding; zinc ion binding.